CCCCUGAAAUGGAUCCAGACCCGGUCACCGCCUUCUGACUUUUGAGAGGGGGAAGGGGAAGGAACAGGGAAUGGGAAGAGAAGACGAGGAAAGCUGAGCCUGCAGAACAUGAUCGGGUUCCUGGUCUCAAGCAGGCUGCCGAAGAUCUCACUGAUAGCCAACCACCCCGACAUUAACUGAAACUCAUUUCUCACACUCUGAUCAGCCAUGGCGGCCCUCUUAUAUCACAUGUUCUCGUCUUCUGCAUUGGUCUCACUUGGUCUCUACAACCUCAUCGCCUCCACUCGCUGCUAUCUCAAAUCCCCUCAUUCCUACUCCGCCAAACCCUUUCACCCUUUCCCUCCUUCCUCCUCCAAUACUCAGAACCACCGCCUCCGUCACCUCCCUCUCUAUCUCAUCUCCGUCUGCCUUCUCCUCGCCUUCGUCCAUCAGCUCAUCAUUUCCUCCGAUUCCGACCCUCUCCUCAAAGGCCACACACCAGUUCAUCGUUUCACCUCCCUCCAAUCCGCCGCCGUCCUCUUCCUCUUCCUUAUCCUCUCCCUCUCCCUCUUUCUUUCCGAUUCCUCCACCCUUCUUCCCCUCCCCAUUGAUCUCAUCUUUGCCCUAGCUUCUGCCCUUUUCUUCUUGCAAUACUCCGUCUCCUCCGCCUCCGCUUCCGUCCAGACCUCCGAUCUGGAGGCGAAAUGUGACUCCGUUUCUGCCCGCAUCUCAGCUACCGCUGCCCUUUUGUGCUUAGUUAUUGCUUGUAAGCCCAGGCUCUUCGUCGCGGAUGUUGGUUUGGGAGCUUCUAUAAUCUUGCAGGGGCUUUGGGCUUUGCAGACAGGAUUGUCCAUGUACGUUGACGCAUUUAUUCCUGAAGGAUGUCAUCGUUUGCUUGAUGUGGUAAAGGGGGUUGAGGGUUCGACCAAGUGUGAUGUCGAGGAAUUCAAGUUCAGAGCUGUGGCUAUCCUAGAUCUUUUGUUUUUGGUUCAUGUAAUGUUUGUGGUGGUCAUUGUCAUGAUCACUUACGCUGUCGUUGCAAAGAGCGUUGGCACCCGGAGAUCUGGCUCCUACGAAGCCUUGCCUAACAGUACUUCCCCUUCAGAAAGUAAUCAUAGUCAAAUACAGAUGAAAUCAUUGACCGGCACGCAGGCUUGAAUCAUUCCUCUCCUUUAUCCUUUUCACUGUUCAGCACUUAUUUCUGAUAUAAUUCCUUUUUCUUUUUCUUGGGCUGUAUUAGUAUGAUCGUUGUGUUAGGUAAUGAUAUCUGAGCAGUGCUACAUUGUAUUUCGCUUGAGAAUUUUGUAAUCCGAUCGAAACAUAGGGACUUCUUGUACACAACCAACGGCCUAUUUAUUGAGUUCAAGUAGUAAUUAGCUUCCCUUCUCCA
Molecule: messenger RNA, 1369 nt
Organism: Neltuma alba
Lineage: Eukaryota; Viridiplantae; Streptophyta; Magnoliopsida; Fabales; Fabaceae
Exons: 1
Coding region: 208-1137 (309 amino acids)
Source: RefSeq, a predicted model, not a curated record